AUGGGGCAAUGCCAAAGCAAAGAGGAUCUCGGGGCCUCCGCGGUCAUAGACGGCGGCAGCGGCGGCAGCGGUGCCCCCGUAUCAAAGUUGCUCGCUCAGCGCCGCCGCAGCCAGGAGCCGCGCCCAGCCGGCGGCGCGGCCGCCGCCACCGUCGCGGCGGCCGCUGCCAAGGCGCUCCGCCGCGCGGCGUCCCUGGUGCCCAGGGCCGCCUCGGGGGCGCGGCAGGCGGCCGCGUUUGAGGAGCCGCUUGAUCUUAUGGAGUCGCCCACCAACCCUGAAUUGGACAACAUAUUAACCCUGGCCACGGGAAUAUUCGGCGCCCCAACGGCGGUUCUCGCGCUCUUCCACGAUAAGCGGGUGCGACCGCCGGCGCCGCGUGCCGGGCGGCCGGCCGGAGAUGGCCCGCCGUCGCGCCGGGCGUGCGGCUGGCUGCUCGCCCGGCUGGCGAGCUCGCGCUUUUUGGACGCCGCAGGCCGCCAUGCAUGA
Monoraphidium neglectum is the source of this 486-nucleotide messenger RNA. RefSeq lists its product as hypothetical. The coding region runs from base 1 to 486 and encodes 161 amino acids. The transcript has a single exon. The record is from RefSeq and is a predicted model, not a curated record. NCBI's taxonomy places the organism in Eukaryota, Viridiplantae, Chlorophyta, Chlorophyceae, Sphaeropleales, Selenastraceae.